AUGCUAAAAAACAUAUCGAAUAACGAUAUUUUUACUUCAAUGCGAUAUGAUGAUUAUGCAAAUAUUCAAUAUCUCUAUUCGAUUGUUGUGUUUGCAAAUUAUCCAAUUCAAAAAUUGAAUUAUCGAAUAAUACGUAAAAAUGCAGCGAAAAGAACAAUUAGUGAAGUUUUAUUCAAUGGUUCAGAUAAAGAGGAAACAUUAAAAUUAUAUGAAAAUUUUAUUCAGGCAUGGUAUAAACUUAACUUUAAAGAAGUUCGCUUAGGUUCUCAAACUAUUACAUUUGAACAUAAGUAUUCAUUGGAAGAUUUUGCAAAAAGAACAGAAGUUUCUAAAUUAUUAUUAAAUUCAUCAGGAGAUAACAAUAGUCUUUUGUUAAUUGCUUGUUUAAAAACAAUUACAGAAUUAAAAAAUGAUAUUGUUAGAUAUUUUCAUGAAAUUAUGAAUUUUAAUUAA
Messenger RNA from Rotaria sp. Silwood2, 453 nucleotides. The record is from the annotation of a GenBank genome assembly. Lineage: Eukaryota; Metazoa; Rotifera; Eurotatoria; Philodinida; Philodinidae.